Syzygium oleosum is the source of this 4340-nucleotide messenger RNA. RefSeq names its product disease resistance protein L6-like. The transcript is spliced from 6 exons. Gene Ontology annotation, molecular function: ATP binding; ADP binding; protein kinase activity. Gene Ontology annotation, biological process: defense response; signal transduction; protein phosphorylation. The record is from RefSeq and is a predicted model, not a curated record. Lineage: Eukaryota; Viridiplantae; Streptophyta; Magnoliopsida; Myrtales; Myrtaceae. Bases 126 to 4289 code for a protein of 1387 amino acids.
GAAGGAGAACCAAACCAAAAAGCGGGGAAGAAGAAUGAAGAGAGCUAUUGCGCUUGGGUGGUGAAUCCAGAGCCAAAUCAAACGUGUGCUUUGCAAUUUGCCUUCAUUAAAUAAGAAGUAACGCGAUGGACAACCUGUGGCGAAGGAUUCGCAACAGGAAGAGCAGCAGUAAAUCAAUAUCGGAGAAAAAUGAGACCCAGAACAAGCCGCAAGAGCCUGAGCCGGAAGAAAGUGCACUGGGGUUGUCGGGGAACCCCAACAAGUGGUUGGAUCUUAAGGAUCUUCUUAGGGCUCCGCAAGAAAGUGCGACACGGAACAAGCCGCAAGAGCCUAAGCCAGAAAGAAAAGUGCUGGUGUUGUUGGCGAACCCCGCGAAGUGGUUCGAUCUUGAGGAUCUUUUUAGGGCCAGUGCGGAGGUAUUGGGGAGAGGGACGGUCGGGACGACUUACAAGGCACACCUGGACGAUGGGACCACGGUGGUCGUGAAGAGGCUCAACCAUGUGGUCUUGUCGGCCGAGGAUUUCCGGGACAAGGUCGUAGCUCUCGCAGCGAUGGACCAUGAGAACCUGGUCCCUCUGAGGGGUUACUACUACAGCAAAGAAGAGAAGUUGCUCUUUUACGAUUACAUGCCCCUGGGAAGCCUGUCGAGCCAAUUGCAUGGAUCCAGAGGAUCCGGAAGGACUCCCCUGAGCUGGGAAGUCAGGCUUUCGAUUGCCCUCGGAGCUGCCCGGGCCAUCGAGCACCUACACGCCCAACGUCGUCCCAAUAUCCUCCACGGGAGAAUCAAGUCAUCCAACGUCCUCCUCACGCCGUCCUACGAGGUCCGGGUCUCCGAUUACGGCAUCGCCCCCCUCAGAAGUUCUGCCCUGGUGGGUGCGGCCGACUCAACAAUGGCGGAUGUGUACAAGUUCGGGUUGUUACUUCUGGAGCUCCUGACCGGGAAGCUUCCCACCCAGCUCCCAAUUAAGAAAGGUGCAGAUCUUGCUUGGUGGGUCCAGUCCUUGCCUGAUGAGGAGUCCAUUACUGGAAUUUUUGAUGAGGCGCUCGGGAGUUUCAUUAAGGAGAUGAUUGAGCUCUUCGGGGUGGCGAUCCAUUGUGUAUCCCCGAAUUCGCAUGAGCGCCCUCAGAUGUCUGAAGUACGGAGGAAGAUCGAGGAGCUGUGUAGCCCUGGGGGACAGCGAGAUGGGGACUCACUGCCCGACAAGGUCAGCGAAGGGACCAAGGAUACAUCUUCUGGGCUUAUUCCUAGUGCACAGGUAGACAGGGACUCGCAGCUCAACCAAUUCAGGGAGGUGAACAAUGAUAUCUAUACUCGGAAACCACCAGAUGGGGUUCUGGAAGUUUCUGAAAGAGUUUAUGGAACUCCGCCAAUGUCACCUUUGCUUUCAAAAAGUCCAAUUCAUUCAGCUCUUGAGGGAUCUUUUGGAAGUUUUGAAUUAGCCACAAAAUCACCCUACACUUCACCAAGUAUUGAGUUGGAUCAGCAAUAUGGCACGAAUGUGGAAGGGAAUGGUCAGUCAUACUCACUGUCCGAUCUCACAGGUGAGAACACAGAAUCUGUGAGGUGGGAAGGAAUAGCAGCUGUGACAGAAACAAACAUGGAGGUAACUUCUGUCAGUGACUCAGCAUCCUCAUCGGCUGUCAAUAAUGGCAGUGUAUUAGCUGCUGCUGCAGGUGUCUCCAACUCAGCGCAAUUCCCUGAUAUGAUGCUGCCGAAACAGGAAAAACUAUACCAGCAGGACGGCUCACCAUCAUCAACCUCCAUGUCAUUUGGAUAUGACUACGAUGUUUUCCUGAGUUUUAGGGGGCCAGAUACUCGCUCAGGCAUUACAAAUGUCCUCUAUACCCGGUUGUUAGGUGCUAGAAUCCACACGUUCAAGGACGAUGAAGAGCUCCGAGUUGGAGAGGAGUUUGGUCCUGAGUUGCUCAAAGCUAUCAGCCAAUCAAAAAUUGCAAUUCCCAUCUUUUCCAAGGGCUACGCCUCUAGUAAAUGGUGUCUUGAUGAGUUGGUCCAAAUGGUGGAGUGUAGUAAAACAAGCAGACAGAAGGUUAUGCCCAUUUUUUAUGGCGUUACUCCGGCGGAGGUCCGUCAUCAAAUUGGGUCUUAUGAAGAAGCCUUUCUUUCGCAUAAAAGGAAAUUUGGCGAGAACGUCAAUAAGUGGAAAGCUGCUCUCCGCCAUGUUGCCAAUCUAAAUGGAUGGGACAAUUCGAAGAAGGACAGAGGUGAAGGAGAACUGACGGACGAGAUUGUCCGGAAGGUGAUAGGUGAGUUGAAAACAGCUCAUCUGCUGGUGAUAGACUGCUUGGUCGGAUUUGAAAAUCAUGUUAAGGAAAUCGAUACAAUGAUGUGUGGUGAUUCGGAGGAUAUAAGGAUUCUCGGAAUCCAUGGUAUGGGGGGUGUAGGAAAGACUACUCUUGCCAAGAUCAUCUACAAUCGGUUAUCACAUCAUUUUGAAGCUUGUUGCUUCAUUUCUAAUAUCAGGGAAACGUCAGAGCUAAAGGGUAUAAAAGGUUUGCAGAAACAACUAAUCUCUGAUGUUCUCAAAGCACAGCUGUUGAACAUUAGCAAUGUUGAGGAAGGAAUGAAGAUAAUAAAAAAUGGGUUACGCGAUAAAAAGGUUCUGGUGCUACUUGAUGAUGUUGAUCAAAUGACUCAGUGGGAUGCACUAAUAGGAAAUCCUGCAUUGCUCGGUUUAGGAAGUAGGAUUAUCAUAACUAGUAGAAACAGGGAUAUUGUCGAUGUUCUUGAGUUUUGUUAUCCAUAUGAGCUUAAGAGCAUGGACUUUGAUCAAUCGCUUCAACUUUUUUGCAAACAUGCUUUUGGAAGAGAUUACCCUUCGGAUGACUAUGUUGCUUUCUCCACAGAAGUAGUCAAAAGUACAGGAGGUCUUCCUCUUGCUCUUGAGGCUAUAGGUAAACUACUUCCGUGCAGAAGCAAAGAUCAUUGGGAUGCGAUAUUAAAGAAGUUGAAACAAGUUCCUCUCAAAGAAGUAAAACGAAAGUUGAAAAUAAGUUAUGAUGUCUUGGAUGAUUGGCAAAAGCAUAUCUUUCUUGAUAUAGCUUGUCUUUUCGCUGGAUCUGAUCAAAGGAUAGCACUCCACUCGUGGAAAAAUUCCAAUCUCUUCCCAGAGGUAGAUCUUGAGGUCCUUCAGAAAAUGUCUCUGAUAAAAAUCGGCAAAGACAAUGAGCUAUGGAUGCAUGAUCAGCUAAGAGGCCUUGGUAGAAACAUUGUUCUUCGAGAAUGUGAUGAGGAACGAAAAAAACAGACUCGGUUGGGGAACCAUGAGGAAGGUUUGGACGUGGUGAUGGAAAAGAAGGGAACCAAAAAAAUUGAAGCUCUUUGUCGAAAAUUUGAUCCUCAGUUGCUCUACUAUUUUGCCAAUGAAGAAGUUGAGAGGCUAUCUAAUCAAAGAUACCCUGAAGUGAGGAUUUUCCAGCAUAACUGGCCUUCAAAUGAUUUCCCAGCCAAUCUACAAAACAAUACGCUUGUGCUUUCCAAGUUGAGAUCGCUUUCGUGGCAUCAUUUUCCCAUAGAAGUUCAGAUCACCAAUUUUUCUAUGAUGAACAUAGUCAUUCUGCAUUUGGUGCAUUGCCCUAAUUUAAUUGAUGUUCAAAGCAUUGAAGGCUUGGCGAGUCUCAGAAUUUUGAAGCUCAUAAAAAUUCCGCUACUAAAGAGAUUACCCGAUCUAUUCAACGUGAAGAAGCUCAAUGAACUGCAUUUGGGGCACUGCCACAAUCUAAUGGACGUCCAAAGCAUUGAAAGCUUGGGGAAUCUCAGAACUUUGAAGCUCAUAGAAAUUCCGCUGUUGAAGAGAUUUCCUGAUUCAUCAAACUUGAAGAAGCUCACUGAACUUCACUUGCGGUAUUGUUGUGGACUAACUGAAAUAAAAAGCUUUGCGGGUUUGGAGAAUUUGAUGAUGUUAAAGCUAGGAGAACUUCCUCUACUUGAGAGAUUGCCCAAUUUAUCAAACUUGAAGAAGCUUACACAACUUGACCUACGCCGAUGUCACAAUCUUGUGAAGAUUCAAGGAAGAUUGGAAUCAUUGGAAGACUUGUGCAUAAAAGGAUGCAGAUCUUUAGAUGAGGUGGUUGAUCCAGCUUCGAGUUUCAAGAAACUAAAAUCUUUGCGGAUACAUGAUUGCAAGAAGUUACAUCUCGACAGGAUAUGGGUCUCGAAAUUCGAAAUAUUUGAUGGAGUAUAUGAAAAUUCGACAUGUUUGAUACUGAGUAAGGUAGGCAUUUGUGUUUGUCAGCUAGGUAGACAAUUCUUUUUGCCAUCCCUUCCAUAGUGAAAAUUAACAGACAUAAUGUACACAUUUUGUCUAAUCGAGAAUUGAUCA